UUCAAGGCAUCGAAGAAAACAUCCAUCCAAGUUUCAAAGACUCAUACCUGCUCCUUGGCCAUGGGUACACCUGUCAGUCUUUCAGGAGAUUGCUCUGAUGGAACAUUCGUGAAAUUCCAGUGGUAGCAUUUAGCUUUCAUUACAUCUGAAAUGAGUGGCCCUGACAGUAUCCAGUAUGAAGUUCCUCCAGAAUUACAAGAUCUGUUACUUGAAUUCACGGUGUGUACACUGGUGGAACAACCUAGAGACUUGGUGGACUUUGCAGUUGUGUACUUUACCAAAUUGAAGGAAGCAAGAGCUCAGGGAGGUAUUGCUACAACUGUUUCGCCCAGGAGACCUGUUGGUGUCAUAUCCAGUGAAGAUGAUAUAAUAUCCAAGCCGCCACCAAAGUUGAGUGGUAGGAGGAAGUCUGUCUUUGCUGAAGCUUAUGACCCUGAAAAAGACAAGUCCGAAUGGCGGAAAGUGAUCCAUCCAAAAACGGAUGCCCAGCGGAGACGAUUAAUGGAGGCAUUGAAAAAAAUUUUUCUAUUUCGUGCUUUGGAUAAUACUCAGCUUCAAGAUGUGGUGGAUGCCAUGUUUGAGAAGCGUGUGAAAAGGGGGGAUUAUGUCAUCAGGCAGGGAGAAGAUGGAGAUAACUUCUAUGUCAUCGAAAGUGGGGAUUUUGAGAUCUUUGUGAAGGGCAACGAAGAUGUGAAAGCUCGCAAGGUCGGUGCAUAUGAGGGAGCAGGCUUCUUUGGGGAGCUAGCACUCAUGUAUAACAUGCCUCGGGCUGCAACGAUUCAGGCUUCGAAUGAUGGCACCCUUUGGUGCAUGGAUCGUCUCACCUUCCGCAAAAUCGUCCUCCAAAGCGCUUUUAAGAAGCGACAAAUGUAUGAUGGGCUUCUCAAUGGUGUGCCCAUGCUCAGGGAGCUUCAGUCAUAUGAGCGCAUGAAUCUCUGUGACGCCCUUGUGCCACGCACCUUCAAAAAAGGGGAACUUAUCAUAAGCCAGGGGGAUCGUGCUGAUGGCAUGUAUUUCAUUGAAGAGGGCACUGUCUCAAUCACUGUUAAUACCAAGCAUGGGGAAAAAGAAAUCAAUCAAGUGAAGACUUCAGGAUACUUUGGUGAGUGGGCUCUACUGACACAGAAGCCCCGUGCUGCCAAUGUCAGGGCUGUCACUGACUGCAAAUGUGCAUUCUUGGAAACAGAAGCAUUUGAAAGAUUGCUUGGGCCAUGCCGAGAGAUCAUGCAACGCAAUGCAGCUGAAUAUGACAAGCAUUUCAAGGCAUCAGGGCUAAGGCCUGAAGAUCUUCGAUGAGUUUCAAGUCAAGCACAACGUGUUAUUCACCCUUUCUCCUCUUUUUUUUUCACUUUUGGAAGAACUGACAGCCAAAGUUGAUGCUGUGAGAGGAGAGAAGAGUCCAAAAUAUCCACUGCAUGUGACCUGCAUUCAUGUUCCCCUUCCUGUUCGGUUGGUGGUCUCAUAAAAAAAUUGUAUGUUUUGUGAAAACAAAGACAGUUUGCCAAAUUUUAGACAGUUGAUAUUGACGUGAUAUUCAUUCUUCUCCCUGUCAAAGCAACUUGGUGAUCAUGGCUCUUCGAGUCUUGGUGUACACAGUUCUUCAGUGUGUGUUUUGAUUAUGCAUUAUUGGUACAUUCCUUAUUGACGUCAGUACAAUACAAAUGUUUAACAAAUGACCUUCAUAAAUGUUGAUGGAAAUUGUAUUUCUGGUGCUGACUAUUCUGUUCAGUUUGUUCACCUUGCUUCUAUUCAGUUGUGUGUGGGCAUACAAAAAAAAAAGAAAUGCUAUGAACUGAGGAGUAGUGAAAAUAGACAUUCAUCAUGCCUUGUAAACAUUCUAAAUUUUUACUCUAUUUGACCAAUGGUUUUAAUCUUUGAGUACAAAACAUGGUAACACCUCAGUGAUGGACCAACUAGUCAAAAUAUAGUGAGAAAGAUAAAUGAAUUUACUUCUGGCAGAAAAUUCUCAGAUGUAUGGUGUUGAUAGAACACUACUUUUGGAAUAAAUGAGGUGAAUAGAAACAGAGGAGAUCCUCCUCUUGCAUCCAGGCAAUUCUCUGAUCUUCCUGAGCAUUUCCGUUCAAUGUAGUACUGGUGCCAUGAACCCUGGACUAUUAAUUAAUCUGUGUACCUUGUACAAUACAGCCAAAAGGUAUAUGUGAUUGAGAGAUAUUUUCCUUGAUCAGGUUCCGUCUCAUUUGUCCUUGGGUGCACACGGUGUGUUCAUUGUGUCUUCACUUAUCACCCUACACUGUCAUGUCCUACACUGUUAUGUGUGGCGCCAGAGGGGCUUCCAUCGUGAAAACCCCCAGCACUUAACUUAUUUCUGCCACCCAAAUGCAUUCCAAUCAAUGUUUUUGCAUUUUUCCAUGGCAGUCUCCCUUCUGCUGGUCUCUGAGAAAAUUCUCCUUGAGUUCUUUUUCAUAAGUUCAUUUUCCUUUCAAGAAGAUUUCUGUACCCCAUUGAGGGAUCAGAAUUCCAAUAUCAAUGGGAUUUGGACUGCCAACCCGUGAUUGUGAUGACCGCCACUUAUGAUUCAUGUGAUUCAUUCCUACCAUCC
Molecule: messenger RNA, 2560 nt
Organism: Darwinula stevensoni
Lineage: Eukaryota; Metazoa; Arthropoda; Ostracoda; Podocopida; Darwinulidae
Source: the annotation of a GenBank genome assembly